Messenger RNA from Egretta garzetta (little egret), 456 nucleotides. RefSeq names its product oleoyl-ACP hydrolase (gene OLAH). The record is from RefSeq and is a predicted model, not a curated record. NCBI's taxonomy places the organism in Eukaryota, Metazoa, Chordata, Aves, Pelecaniformes, Ardeidae. Gene Ontology annotation, biological process: lipid biosynthetic process.
AUGGAGAGGCUGGUUGCUUGUCCAUACAAAAGGCCAUAUGAUCUCCGGAGGCUGAUUUUUUUUCCGUGGGCGGGAGGUGGAACUUCUCAACAUGCUCAAUGGGGCAAACUCUUCAGCAGCUCAACUGAAGUGUCCUCUGUAAGGCUCCCAAGGCCUUUUGCAAAAGACAUGACAACCAUAGUUAAUGAAGUUACAAGUGUUUUGGUAGAAGAAUUGCAAGAAAAAAAUUGCCUUUUUUGGGCGCAGAAGGCAGAAAGGAAUAUCCCCUUCCCCUGUGAUAUUACCUGCUUUAAUGGGUCUGACGAUAAACUACAUGAUUUAGGCGCCUCGCACAAUCUAACAAGUGGAGAGCUCUCCUUUUACAAGCUUCCCAGAGGUCACUUUUAUCUGCUGGAACCCUCUAAUGAAGUUUUCUGGACAAAAUACAUACGAUGUAUAGAAAAUGCUGGUCCUUGA